GGCUUCCCCCGCCGUCGCCUUGGCAACCACCGAUGCGUCAUCACUAAGGGCCUGACUAUGCUCUCUUUCUCUAUCCCGCGCGCUCUUGCGACGUCACGCUCGCGGCACUUCCGGCGCGCCGAGGAGAGGCCGAGGGCGGGCCCAGGCCGAGGAGGAGGAGGCGGCGGCGGCGGGAUGGAGGAGCCUGGCCGCGGUGGGGCCGAGCCAAGCGGGGGAGAAGGAGGCGGCGGCAGCGGAGGAGGAGGCGGCUCCGGGGGCGGACAAGAAGAGGAGGAAGGCGGCUGAGGCCAAGACCAGGAAGACUUCCUCUCCUCCUUGUCAGCGCCAUGCGGGCAGCCCAGGAGCGGGGCCAGGAGUUCCUCCCCCCAAAGAAGCGGGACCUCCCCCCAGCUGCCCCCACCACCAUCACCAGCAGCAGCACUGAGGAGCCCCACGCAGUGGCAGAGAAGGGAGGCCCCCCCACAGAGUGGAGCCAGGCCACGCCCUCCCCUUCCUCCUCCCCAUGGAGCAGCGGCAUCCAAGCCGGACUGACAGUGGACCAGUUUGGACUGUUCUACAAGGUGUCUGCCUUUCCCUCGCCACCACCGCCCUCCGCGGUGCUGAGCCUGAGCGCCCUGCCCCCCGCCUCCUCCGCCUCUUCGGCCUUCGGGGGCGUGGCUUCGCCCUUCCUCCAGGCCCCUGGGGCACCCUUCCCGCAGGUGCACUUUGCCCAGCUGCCCCCGGCCCCACUGCAGUUCCUGGGGGGGCCCUUCUCGCUGCCCUACGCUCCCCAGGGAUUCCUGCCAGGCCACCUGCUGCCCACCACCGCCGGGCUCCAGGGCCCACCCCACUUAGUGCCCUUCGUGCCCCUACUCCAGGAGGACCCAGGCUCUCCUCGGGCUGCACAGGACGCAUUCGGCAACAAGGCGCAGGGCCGGAUCCCUGUCUACUACCAGGUGUCCCACCUGCCCCCAGGAUAUGCUGCAUUCGAGGCCCCCAUGUCCAGCCUGGGACCGGAGCCGUCCCUGAGGGAGAGCAACCUCAGCCCUGAAGGAACCACAGAGAAUGGGUUGCAUGUCCAGGAAAGCGAGGCCAAGGGACGGUGGCCUCCAGCGGCUCUCCACUGUGGCACCAACGGCCCGACCUCGGUGGUCCUUCCUCCUCCUCCAGCAGCCAGGAGGGCCGAGGCCUCAGAGACCUCUCAGCGCAGCAGCCCAGAGGCAGACCUGGAGGUGCAGCAGGUGGUGGGGGUGCUGGCCUUCCAGGGCCACUCUGGGGCUUCUGCUCCAGAGAGAGGCAGCCCGAGUCCCCUGAACCUCUCCCACGGCAGCCAUGGACAGAAGGCAGACUCAGACAGGAACCUCUCGGCAGCUGCUCUGGCUGCAGCAGCUGACAGGAGGCCCUCAGAGCAGGAGCAGCUUUAUCCCGGGCAGGUGCUUGCGGGGACAGCGGUAGCCAAUGGGAAGCUGGGCCCCUUCCGUCCGGCCAUUCGUGACUGCGUCCCGGGGUCCCCGAGCCCAGAGGAGGGGGCGGCAGAGUGCGCCCCCCGCUCCCAGGGCCACCUGCCCUCCCACUUCAUGAAGGGGGCUAUCAUCCAGCUGGCCACUGGCGAACUGAAGCGAGUGGAGGACUUGCAGACCCAGGAUUUUGUGCGUAGUGCGGAAGCCAGUGGAGGCCUGAAGAUCGACUCCAGCACGGUGGUGGACAUCCGGGAGAGCGCCUGGCCAGGCCUUGUGACGCUGCACUUUGUGGUGGGGGAGCAGCAGAGCAAGGUGAGCAUUGAUGUGCCUCCCGAGCACCCUUUCUUUGUCUACGGCCAGGGCUGGUCCUCCUGCAGCCCCGAGAGGACUGCCCGGCUCUUCGCCCUCCGUUGCCAUGGCCUCCAGGUGGGCGACGUCUGUGUCUCCAUCAGUCUCCAGGGCCUCAACGGCCACCCAGCUUCUCUGGCUAGCCCUGAGGGUGGGGAGAGGCCCAGCCGAGGCAGGCAGGGCGUCCUGCGGGAGCCCUCAGGGGUCCCAGCUGCAGAGAGGAGCCCCCCAGGGCUGGGAGGAGUGGGAAGAGGGCCCUCCCCAGAGGUCUCCCAGUUCAGCCCCGCUGUCUCUGCACUCGGCUGGGCAGGCACCGGUCCCCAGAGGCUCGGGGAGGAGUCCCUCAGGCCGCCCCUCCUGCGCCCCUCCUUCAUUCCUCAGGAGGUCAAGCUAUCUAUUGAAGGCCGCUCUAAUGCAGGGAAGUGACCCUCUGGAGAACUGCAUUGCUUUCCUGCAAGGCCCAAUCGGGCCUCUUCUGGUCUGGUCUGUGCUCAGACCUCCCUGGUCGGUCGCCCAGGACCCCACCCAGCCUUCCCUGCAGCCGUGCGCCUCAAUGCAUUCCACUGAGAGAGCCCCCCUUUCCACCAGCAGGGCGGUGUUUAGGUCAAGAGUCAGGGCAGACGCAGGUGGGGGAGCCCUUGCUGCUCUUCUUCUGGAGGCAGGGGGCAAACUUCCAAGACCCCUCCUCACACAAGCACUUUACUAGGUCUCUGGCUUACUUACGAGGAGAAGCACUUGUGCCAGGCGCUUGCAGGGAGACUGAGCAGGCAAGGGCCAGGCCUAACCUCAGACAGCAGAGAAGCCCUGGAUUGCCUUGGGUUGCCUCAGCAGCACGCCCUGAGUCUAGGAAGCUCAUGCUCCUCACCUGGGACCAGGGAGAAGGUGGCCUCCGCAGUCCCUUUGAGUCUUGUUCCAAGUAUGCAGCCUCUGCGCCCUGCAGCUGAGUGGGAGCCAGAUCCAAAAAACAAGCGAGUUUGGGAGAUAGCGUGUGUAUCCGAGGACCCAUCCACACUGUUUGUCUAUACAGGAAUGGGCCCUCUAGGCUCCCUGUCUGUGGACAGUGUCCUUCCCCUCCUGUGUGGCUGGUGUUCCAGUCCCUUCCUGCUGUAACAGGGCACCUGAAUCCUGGGCCCUUCUCAUCCAGGUAGAGCCCUUGGUCCCUCUGGGAAACAGAGCCACUCCAUCGCCAACAUCAGGGGAAGAAAGCCUGCCUUCCUGGCUGCUGACCAUUGGGAGUACAAUGCAGCACCACCAUGCCACCUGAUUAGAGGGCUGAAAGAGCCCAAUGCAGGCCAGGAAAUGUUGGGGUCCCAGCUACAGAGGAAGAGCUCUCCUCUCACUCCACCCCCCGGCAUGUGCCCACUCCUUUGCACAGAGAGGCAAACAAAAUUUGAAAAAUUUGGAGAUGGCUGGCAGUUAAACCUGAGGUGCUGCACCAGCUUUCCAACCUAGUCCCCUGCCUGCCUCAGAGUUGGCCCUCAGGUCCUUCUGCUUUUUCAGGGCAUCCUAAAGCAGCAGCUUCUCUGAUCAGCCCUAUACAAAAAGCAAGGGAGGACUUGGCUUUCCUUCCCGGAGCCUUUCUGGUUUCUUCACCUUGGGACCAGGGAAAAGGAUGCAUUUGUGUUUGUCUCCAAGUGUGUGAUCUCUGGCAUUGGCACUUUGCGCUGUCUCUGCAUGCAUCAUUGCCACUCCUCCAGCUGAGAGGUAGCAGAGGCGGGAGGACAGCUUUGGGGGGCUGUUGGAAAGUCCCUUCCCUCCUUUCUUUGGGGUUCAAAUGAGCCUUGGGUGAGCCUUUUUCUCAGCUUUCUCUGACAUGAUCCACAAUGUAUUGUUUUUGUCCUGCUAAUUGUCUGCUGUGCUCCUGCUGCCUGAGGCAGCCUGUCCCCAACUGGGUUGUUGUCAUCCGCAGCAGGGGGGCCUGGGCCCCUGCUCUUCCUGAGGCGGGGGUUCGGGAGCCCAGGUUCCAGAGCAAUAAGUCAUUCCCUCCCCAUACCCUACAGCGGGCCCCUUGCCCAGCAGUGCCUUCCCCAUGGGGCCCCAGAGCGGCUCUUGGGCUGGUCUCAGCCCAGCAGCUUCUUUGCAGGACUCCACAAUGCAAGGCAGGCAGGCAAGGAAAGAAGGCGAUGUUGUGGCCCCCGCUCCCCGCCUGGGCCCCUUGCAAGCACCUUAGUCCCACGUGCAAAUGUGUGCGCAGUGCACCAGGAGCCCCAGCCGCAUCCCAGGCCAAGCCUUAGGAGUAGCCGUCUGCCCGGCCCCGUCUCUCCCACCUACCCUUUACUGAAGCAUUACUAGUCCAAGGGGGAUAAUCUAUUUUGUUGUGCUUCUUUUGUAUCUGUUUUAAAUAAAUCAAUUUGUACUGUAUAUUUGUACUUUUGAGUCAGAUCCCUUUCCCUGUUUUACCAUUUAAAGUCUCUGUACACACAGAUUGUAUUUUUAUUGUUAACGCUCUUACAGAUACUGCAUUUAACUUGCUGACCAUGUAAACAGUAUAUAUGCAUAUAUCUAUAUAUCUAUAUAAUUAUAAGCCUAUAGCUUUUA
Messenger RNA from Anolis sagrei ordinatus, 4325 nucleotides. RefSeq names its product ataxin 1 like (gene ATXN1L). Gene Ontology annotation, biological process: regulation of DNA-templated transcription; anatomical structure development. Gene Ontology annotation, molecular function: protein binding; RNA binding. Lineage: Eukaryota; Metazoa; Chordata; Lepidosauria; Squamata; Anolidae. The record is from RefSeq and is a predicted model, not a curated record. Gene Ontology annotation, cellular component: nucleus.